Messenger RNA from Chrysoperla carnea, 847 nucleotides. Its product is annotated as dehydrogenase/reductase SDR family member 11-like. The coding region runs from base 18 to 773 and encodes 251 amino acids. The record is from RefSeq and is a predicted model, not a curated record. NCBI's taxonomy places the organism in Eukaryota, Metazoa, Arthropoda, Insecta, Neuroptera, Chrysopidae. The transcript has 5 exons.
CAUUAAAAGGUUUGAGAAUGGAACGUUGGGUUGGAAGUGUUGCCAUAGUUACGGGUGCUAGCUCUGGAAUUGGUGAGGGUAUUGCCAGAGAGUUGGUAAAAAAUGGACUAAUUGUUGUAGGUUUGGCCAGAAGAAUCGAUCGCCUAAAUAAUUUGAAAGAACAAUUAAAAAAUGAAUCAGGAAUAUUUUAUCCCCUUAAAUGUGAUAUGACAAAAGAAGAAGAAAUUUUAGCAUCAUUCGAUUGGAUUAAAAAUAAUGUAGGCAAUAUUAAUUUGCUUGUGAACAAUGCAGGAUUUGGACGUUUAACUACACUUUCAGGAGGAAAAACGUCAGAUUGGAAGGACAUGUUCGAUUGUAAUGUAAUGGGAUUGAGUAUUGCAACCCGUGAAGCUGUUAAAAAUAUGACUGAAAAGAAUAUACCUGGCCUUAUAAUUCACAUUAAUAGUAUCUACGGUCAUUUUGUUCCAACCACAUGUGCUGAAACUGAAAAUAUGUAUAUUGCUACAAAAUAUUGUGUUACAGCUUUAGCUGAAACAUUACGUUUGGAAUUAGCUAAAUCUAAAUCAUCUAUCAGAGUUUCUAGUAUAAGUCCAGGUGUAGUUGCUACGGAAUUUGUGGAAGCGGGAGGUUUCAGUGAUGUAGAGGAUCUAUACAAUCAAGUUCCACCAUUAAAACCACUUGAUAUUGCCAAUGCAGUUUUGUAUUUAUUAAGUACACCGCCAAAUGUGAAUAUAACUGAAUUAACCAUACGACCAACUGGAGAAAUUCUUUAAAAUAACAAUAAUCUUCAACUUUAAAUCGAACCAAACUCUAUCUUUUUGCGGCUAUUUAAUAAAAAAUUUCCUAG